This is a messenger RNA of Thalassophryne amazonica, 1276 nucleotides long. RefSeq names its product small nuclear ribonucleoprotein 48 (U11/U12) (gene snrnp48). The coding region runs from base 83 to 1072 and encodes 329 amino acids. The transcript is spliced from 9 exons. The record is from RefSeq and is a predicted model, not a curated record. Lineage: Eukaryota; Metazoa; Chordata; Actinopteri; Batrachoidiformes; Batrachoididae. Gene Ontology annotation, cellular component: cytosol; nucleoplasm; U12-type spliceosomal complex.
AGCAAUGAGGAAGGGUCACUGAAAGGGUAAAGAGCUAAAGUGUUGAUUUCAUCGAGAUAUAAUAAGAUAUAAUAAGAAUAAAAUGGCACAGUCAUUAGAAACAUCAACACUUCAGGAGCGAAUAAACUGUCUCAAUGAGCUGGCAGAGUUCACUGAAAACUGCAGAAAACAGCUCGUCGAUGCUUUCCAGAUGCUCGGAUGGUCAGUGGACUACAAUAAGCAGGAAGAAAUGGAACAGUGUCCCUACGACAUCAACCACAGAGUCCCUGUUAGGACCAUGGAGAGGCACAAAGCUUAUUGCAGGCUCCGAAAAAUGGGCUACACACCUGAGGAACAGGCGGCGAUGUAUGACUCGGCUGUGUGUUACAAGAAUAACACGGUUACAACCUUCAUAAUGGACAAAUCCACCCAGCAACAAGUGAUUCUGCAGGCGCGAUCUGCUGCACCGCUGAUGAAGAUGGAAGGUGUCUUUUGGCAAGGUCAAUACACGGGUCACCCAGUUGACGUACCUCAGAACCACAAGCGAGCAGUAUGUGACCUGACCGUGGCUGACCGGGUGGCUCUCUAUGAUCAUGUGGUCAGUGUCCUCAACCAGCAGAAGGAACAAGCCGCUUCUUCAAACAAUGAGGAUCUCUAUGUAGAUCUUGUGUCCAAGCUCCAGAAGGACGAAGGCAAGAACGAGCCCAAGACUCACCUGGAGCUGAUGGCAGAGAUGAGGGACUACAAGAGGCGACGCCAGUCCUACCGAGCCAAAAAUGUCCACAUCACCAAAAAGUCUUACACUGAGGUGAUUAGAGAGGUGAUUAACGUCCACUCGGAUGAACUGGCCAGACAGUGGAAAGAGGAAGAAGAGGAGGAGAAAGAGUCAAAAGUAUCUGAAGUGUCCUCCCACAGGCGCUGGACAGACGAAAGGCGCUCGGCUUCCACAGAGUCCCACCACCGCAGCAGACGCCAUCGCAGCCGUGAGCGAAGCCAAAACCGAGAGGGCAGGAAGAGAAGGGAUUCUCGGUCCCCAGACGAUUAUCACCACCACGACCGAAAGAAGAAGAAAAAGAAAAAAGAUGACAAGUGAAUGAUCAGCAUCUACACAGGGGGGCUCAGAAGAGGUCAGAGGUCAAACAGUGUCCAAUCUCAUGUUGUUUAGCCACAGUUUAUAAAGCAUGGAAUUCUAAAAAGAAAUAAACAGGAAUAAAGUUUCGAGAAUAAGUUUGAGUCUGGUUUUGUCAAUAGGGCUGCCACGACUAGUCGACUACGACUACAUUGACUAUUGAAACCG